Messenger RNA from Drosophila innubila, 4286 nucleotides. RefSeq lists its product as uncharacterized. Gene Ontology annotation, cellular component: cytoplasm; nucleus. Gene Ontology annotation, molecular function: ATP binding; protein serine/threonine kinase activity. The record is from RefSeq and is a predicted model, not a curated record. NCBI's taxonomy places the organism in Eukaryota, Metazoa, Arthropoda, Insecta, Diptera, Drosophilidae. The transcript has 5 exons. Bases 403 to 3591 code for a protein of 1062 amino acids. Gene Ontology annotation, biological process: peptidyl-serine phosphorylation; signal transduction.
CAAAAUGGCGAAACGAUGCGGAAACGAAACAUUGGCUUGUCACUUUGACUGCGUGUGUGUGUGAGUGUUCGGAGCACGGGCGGCAGUGCACGAAGAAUAUGUAAUUUGUUGUGAAAAUCAAUUGAGUGCCCAAAUAAAUAAAUAUAUUCAACUGCAAAACAUAGUGGAAAUGUGCAUUUAAAUGCACAAAUGUACAAGUCAAUCACGAAUGUCAACAGAAAAGAAAGCGUGGUAAACACAAAAGAGAAUACCCACAAAAACAAAACAAAACACAUUUCAAAUUCAACGUUCCUUUAAGCGCUUUGCCUUAACUUGAGACUGACAACAACAACAACAUCAACAACUAACAAAUUGAAAUUGGAAAUUGAAAAUCGUCAGUUGGGAUUUUCAGAGGGGCAUAACAUGGGCAAACGUAUUGCAUCGGAACGCCAGCAUGUGACGCCGCCGCAAACGGACACCAAAGCACAUCCGUCAGAUCGCAGUGCACGAAAACGCAAGCGAUCAGCUGUUGUUAAAGCCUCCCAGGUGGAGAAGUGUCAACGCCUGAGUGCCGGCGGCUCCACGGAUAACAGUUGCUCCUGGCAUGAGGACAAUGAUGAUGAGGACUCCUCCUCCUCCUCAUCGGGCCAAUCGGGCAAUGAUGCGAUACUUCAAACACCGCAGCCUCUGUCACGUGCUCAAUGUCCAGUCAAUUCACGCGCAUCCUUGCUAUCCCUGGCCACAUUUGCCAGCGGCGGUCACAGCGAUCACAACAAUUCCAAUGCCAACGAUUCACCGCGACCGGUUUACACACUGCGUCCCUCUGUUGUCAAUGGCACCAUAUUGAGGGAUGUGCUCUCCAAGGCUUGGCGAUUAGGUCGUCCCAUAGGCAAAGGUAACUUUGGCGAAAUAUUUCUCGCAUCGGAUGAUACGGUUUGUCCAGUUUCCUCGGAAAGUGCUAAAUAUGUGGUCAAAAUAGAACCACACUCCAAUGGUCCGCUCUUUGUGGAGAUACAUUGCCUUAUCAAUACAAAUCAAACACAGCUUACAGAAACGGCAAAUGGAAGCGAGGAUAGCAAAAUUGAGACAAUGCCAGCGCGGAUUAGGAAUGGGCCACCCUCUGGCAUUCCAAGUUACAUUGCCUCGGGCACACAUCACUUUGGAGAUGGACGCUAUCGAUUUCUGGUGCUGCCACGCUUUGAUCGAGAUCUGCAUUCGCUGAUCAAGAACACGCGGGUGGCCCAAAAGUCACUCCUGGUGCUGGCCAUACACAUCAUAAAUGUGCUGGAGCAUUUGCACGACAAGGGCUAUUGCCACAAUGACAUUAAGGCACAGAAUCUAAUGAUAUCCAAGUGCAAGUACCUCAAGCGACAGGCUGUGCAAGGAGCCAAGAGCUAUGAUGAGCACUACGAGGAGAAACAGCAGACAACCGAUAGUGGCAACAGUUCCGAGCAGGAGGCCAAUGACGAUGACUAUUUCAUAAAGAACGACAAGUUUCCGAUAAAGCGUGUUGCGGCUAUCAAGGAGGACAACUAUGCGGAGGAUGAGGACGAGGACUUUGAUGAUGGUGCUACCACGAACAGCAACAAUAGCAACAGCAUGGACAACAUGUACCACACACCAGUGAACAAGAAUAAGCGACGUAUGCGCAACAAUGCCGUCGAAUUUAGCGGCUCAAAUCCAAUGCGAUCGUGUCGUCGCAACGAUACGGGCAACUCUAGUUCCACAAUGUACGAGGAGAUGGUCAAGUCACACUAUUUGCGACCAUCUAAGCGUGUCAGCUACAUCGAGUUCUUCAACGAGGACGGCUAUCCGGUUAAAGCGGAUGACAUCAAAGAGCGAUCGCCGGCCAGCUCCGACAAUGAAUGGGAUGAGUUUGUGACGCCUUCGGCCCGGCGCUCCAUGAAUGUGACUGCAUCUAAGCGCAGCGCACGCUCCUCCGCCUGUAAUUUAAAAACUACGCGUGCCACACGACGUCAGGAGCAAAAGCAGCAACAGCAGCAACUUAAAAGCGAUUUGAACGGCACUGUUCGCACUGAUGUAGUCCGAAAUAAGCGCACGCCAGCGCAGUACCAGUUAAUGCCGGUGAUAGAGGAGCACAUAUUCUUAAUUGACUUUGGUCUGGCCUCCAAAUAUCAGGAUCGUGGCGUGCAUCGUCCGUUUAUCAUGGAUCAGAGACGUGCACACGAUGGCACAUUGGAGUUCACCUCACGCGAUGCCCAUUUGGGGGCGCAUUCGCGUCGCAGCGAUUUGGAGUGCUUGGGAUACAAUUUGCUGUACUGGUCGGAGGGAUAUCUGCCGUGGAAGGAUGUGGCCCAGCAGCAGCAGCAGGAGAAGGUGCAUCGCGCCAAGGAGUUGUUCAUGACCGAUGUGUGUGAAAUGCUGCGACAGUUUUAUGGCAAACAGGUUCCUAAAUAUUUGGGCGAAUUCCUCAAGCAGAUUGGACAACUCGCAUACCAAGAGCGUCCCAAUUAUGAACGCUAUCGCAACAUAUUUAAGCGUGAGUAUCGACGUCUCGGUUACGACUGUAGCGAAAUGCGAUUGAGCAGCGUUGAAAUCCAGCAAACACGAGUUUCUAUCAAGGAUGAAGUCGAUGGAGGCGCAAAGUGCGACAUAUUUGAGCUGAACAAUAAAAUUGCAUGCAAUGUGAUGCGCAAUUCAACACUCAGCACGCCAUUCCAGGAGCACUCGCUUACGAAUCGUGUAUCGCCCAAGAAUCUGCGUUCCAAGUCUGACACAAAGAAUGUCAAGAAGAAGAAGUUCUCAUGGGCGGAGGUGCUAUCCCAGGAUCCCGAUCAAAUAGCUCGAGAGCGAGCAGUCAAAGAGUUUGAGCGUGAGGAGGUCAUAUGCCCGCUACAGUCACGUCUGCCCAGACGCUACGAGGGCAAACCCACCUAUGCCAUACUGGCGGUGGAGCAAAGCAGACGGGACAAGGGACUGACGGUGCCGGAACACAACAACGAGGCUGCAACUGAGCAAAGCAAUGCACCAGAGACCGAAGACACUAAUAAUGACGAAGACGACAACGACGACGACGAAGAUGAGGAGCAGCAGGAGGAAGAGGAGGAUGUAGAGGCGGAUGCCGAAGAGAUGGAGAUUGAUGAGCGGCAGAGCGUAGAAAGCGAAGCAACCGAAACUGUGCCCAGUAGAGGCCGGGGAAGAGGACGGCCACGUAACGGAAGCAAACAAAGUCAAGUGCAGCAGAUGGCCAAAGGGAAAAGUACGCGUAAACGAACUGUGUCCAGCAGGUCGAGAAAUGGUAAUGGCCACAGUCACAUAACACCAUUAACAGCGGUUGGGAGCAACAAACGUGGCUGUGCCACUCAUAAGGAGAAUGCCACAUUGGCAUCUGCCACCGGUGAAGUGGAGCACAACAAGCUGAAAUCCAGUCGGCCAGCGGUUGAAGUGGAUGAUGUGAAUCAACCCAAACAGCGGCGACCGCGUCGUUGUCUAUAUAAGACUGAAUCACAAUUGCGUGGCGAACAGGAUGUGGAGAACAACUCCAACUAUGCCACGAGCAUGCAAAAUGUGUACAGCUCAUGGCAAUAUGAUGAUGAGAACAGCUACGGCAAGGGGCGUAAUGUCAACUCGUCCAGGCAUUGUCGCAAGUGAUAGAUAGUUAGAUAUCCUACCAUACCACACCAUACCAUACCAUAGCUACAAAACUAACUAAGAUGCGACAGCAUGAUGAAUAAUGAAUGCAGCAGUUGCAUGUGGCACGAAGUAAAGUAUUUUUUAGGAAUAAAUUCACUUAUGUGAGAAAUGAAUAGCUAUGAUCAAAAUGGCAGGCAAGUUGUCCUGAUCCUGAUUACGCCUUUAACAGAUUGGCACUGGAUCAACAUUAGUGUGUGUGUGUGUGUUCACUCAACAGCACUCAUAAAGAAUAAAAUACCACUUAAGUUUUGUAAUUUCUGUUAUUUUUUUAAAAAAGUUUUUAAGCAAUUAUAUUUUUACUCUAUCGAGUUCUGAAGCUAUAUCAUUAUUAAGCAGAUAUUGUUACAGUACUACAUACAGAUAAAAACUAGUUGAGAGAUAAAGAAGUGAAGUGUUGGGUUGGUUAUAUAUUGGCCUUGAUAGCAAAUGAUUGUUUAAUUUCUAAUCUUUAUAAUUUGCUAAUGUUUUUAAGUUUCUCACUUUAAGUUGCACCCAUUCGAUUAAUUUACAUAAAUGUAAUCCCCUCAAAAAAAGUAUUUAAUAUAACUAGAUGAAGGUUAUUAAUGCAUACAAAAUUAUUAUAAAAGUCUAAGAUAGGAUAUAAACUGCGGAUAUAAAUAAAAUACAUAGAAACUAUAUGUCUUUAACAAUUA